This is a messenger RNA of Mytilus californianus (California mussel), 6999 nucleotides long. RefSeq lists its product as uncharacterized. Gene Ontology annotation, biological process: regulation of transcription by RNA polymerase II. The transcript is spliced from 10 exons. The record is from RefSeq and is a predicted model, not a curated record. Gene Ontology annotation, molecular function: RNA polymerase II cis-regulatory region sequence-specific DNA binding; DNA-binding transcription factor activity. Bases 92 to 5818 code for a protein of 1908 amino acids. NCBI's taxonomy places the organism in Eukaryota, Metazoa, Mollusca, Bivalvia, Mytilida, Mytilidae.
AUUCCAGAUGAAGAAAGAAAAAAGACGAUAUUUGUCAGCUUUCCAAAAAAAAUUCUUAAAAUCUAAGAUACCACAUUCAUAAAUUGUUAUUAUGGAUACACAUAUAUGUGGUGCCUGUAAGGCUGAAAUAAAUGACUUAGAUGAAUUUAUUGUUCACAAGAAGCAAACUUGUCCUGUGUUACAUGUAGUCCAGAAAGAAGUCCGUCAGAAUCAACAAUCACAUUACUCAGAUCAAGUUUCAAAAGAAAAUGAAACAGAAAGCAGGAAUUACUCAUGUCUUCAACAUAUUAGCAUACCUAAGACUGCAAGUGAAGAAAUUUUAAGAAAACACUCAGAAUUAGAUCUACCUUCAAAUUCGUUACACAUUUCUGGAAAUGAUUGUAUACCAGUGACAGAGAUUUAUAACAUUCAAAAUGAAAAAUGUCAACAGAUUCAGGAUUCAAGUAUUGAGCAACCAGAAUUUGCUUUAGCCAAUCCUUGUACAGAACAUGAAUCAUCUGAAUCAGGACAGAAUGUUGAUAAAACAGCUGCACAUCAUUGUACUGAACAUACUUCACCAUCAAAUAAAUCAAGAGAUCUGAACCAGUUACAUGCUGAAACUUCUGUUAAGUUAUGUAGUACACCAACAAUAGAAACAGAUAUUGAAUGUGCAUCACCAGAAAUAAAACAAAAAACAAAACAAGAUUCUAUUUCAAGAUCAUUAGUUGAGGAUCAUUAUCCAGAGAGUGAUCAGAAUGAGUCAAAAGAUUUAGCUGAAGUCAGUUCUCACCUUGAUUCUGCCUCAGCUGAAUCAGUUGUCUGUACACCACCUCCUGGUCAUGAAUACAUACAAUCAACACUUCAAGACAGAUUGGCAACCGACAGAAUUGUAUGCCACGAUUCAUCAGCUAAGUCAGUAACACGUGAGACUUCAUCUAAUUUACAUACAGGGCUAAUCAACACAUCAUCAUCAAAUGUGGCAACUGAAGUGACAGCUCUGAAUCUUAUGUCACCUGUAAUGUCAACAGAGGUUUCUCCUACUAUUUCAACUAUUGUGCCACCAGUAAUGGCCACUGAAAGUUUACCUCCGAAAUCAACUCAUUUAUCAACUGAAACCACUAUAGUACCAGCUGUGACAUCAACUGAAUUGUCCUGUGAAGUGUCAACUUACAUAUCAGCCAAGGAGAUUCCAGCUACAAUGUCAUCGGAGAUGACUCCUGUAGUGUCAACUAACGUGUCUUCAUCUAUGCUGGCUAAGGUGAUGCAUGUGGUGUCAUCUAAAACAUCCUCUGUACUGUCAAGUGAUGUGUGUCAAGAUCUGUCAACUGACAUUAGAGAAAAUCUUGUACAAGAGAUGAUUCCACAAACUUUACACAUGGUCAUUGAUCACAAUGGCACUUAUUCUUUAAUUGCAAGAUCACAGAUCUCAGAGUUUCACAGCCCUGUUAUACCAUCAUCAUCAUUGUCAGAUUUUCCCACGAAAGAUACGACCCGACCUACAUCACACUUUGCAGAAAAGUUGAUUCCAAGUGACAACAGACCACAAGUAGCUCUUCCUCCUACAUAUGAAGAAAAAUCUAUAAUAAUAUUGAGUGAUUCCAAUGAUUUAAAUAGAUCAUCUCCCCAAAUAACUUCUGAUCAGCUGAUUGCAGUUCAAAAUGAAAUGUAUCUUAGUUCAGGAAAAUUGCAGCGUACAUCUGAUUCUACUGUUGUUGAAGAGCACAACUUACAGCCAUCUCAAUCACAAUUUGCAAAUAAAACAACAAUCAAUCUGGGAUUACAACAUUAUCAUUCUGUUUUGCAUUCUAAUGUGAAUUCUGGGAACAUUAUGCAACAGGAUCAAGCAUUGAAUACUAUCCCUACUGGUCCUCUGAAAGUUGUAAGAAAUUUGAUUACAAGUUACCAAGACAACAGUGUAAGUGUUGCUGCACUGGAUACACAGACAACAACUAAGCAACUUAUAGCUUCAAGUUCAGCUGGCUCAUCAAAAGUACUUAAUGUAAUUCCACCAAAUGAAAAAUCACAUGAUCAUUGUUUAAAUCAUGACUUGUCAGGAAACAUUACUCCAGAUCCAAAAAGCACAGCAGUGCCAUCUUUUAGGCAAAAACAAGUACAGGUGUAUGAACAGCCACAAUUUGUUGUUGCUCACGAAAAAAAUUCAAGUCAGCCAAAUCAGAAAUAUGUAGAUACCCAACCUAUUCAAGAAAAUUUGAAAGAUGGCACUCAAGCAGUUAAACAAGUUUUGAACCCAGCUUACAAAAAUCCCAUACAAAACAUUAUCUCCUUAGAAUCUGGUAUUCUUACCUUAAGACAAGACCAUAGCAUUGCUCUUGAUGGGUAUGCAACAACUCUGACUGGAUCCAGAGAAAACCAACCUAUUGUACUGAGACAUGAACCACAACAACAACAUGUGGUUUACACUUGUGCAGAAGAUGUUCAUCAAAAUAUCAUACCUCAAGGUUCAGUUACAGGAGUUAUUAACCAUACAUUAGACAAACAAUUACAGGUGAAAUAUAACACUCCUGUGUUACCUUCAAGAGUAACACAAAAGCUGGAAUCUGAUAAAAGAAAGGAGAAAACAAAACCUUCUUUAAAUGUAAAUAUUGAUCUAGUUCAGUCUGGAAAUCAUAAGGAGCAAGUCCUUACCAUGGAUAAUAUACAUGAUAAGAAUGAAAAGGCAGUUUCUUUGUUAAACAAUGACUGUAUUGAAAAACUAAAAGAAAGACAGUUACAAAAAGGUAUAACUAAAGGUGAAGUAAUAACAAUUGAUGCAUUAAAUAACAUUACUUCUUCAACCAGUAGAUAUCAGUCUUCAGAUAAACACAUAGAAUCUGCACAAAAUUUUAAAACGGCUAAUGACGUUACCAUGGGUCAAAUCUCUUUUUUCCAAAAUGAUCCUCUGUCUGAAAGUAAUUUAAUGCAGAGUUCCAAAGAUCCUCUGUCUGAAAGUAAUUUAAUGCAGAGUUCCAAAGAUCCUCUUUUACAAAACGUGGAAACAGAAAGGGAACAGGAGAAUAGUUUUUCUGAAAAAUAUAAAAGGCAAAGUUAUUCAAAUAGAAAUUCAGCACAUGGUGUACAAUAUGGAAAUUCAGAAGAUAGGGUCGAAGCAAAUACACAAUCAGAAAUCAACCAGCAAAAACAUAGAAAUGCAGAACAAAAUUCAGAAAGAACAGCAUCGGGAAUACAAUAUGUUUUACAUAAAACACCAGAGAAAAACUAUUUCUUACCAAUCAACAAUGCAGAGUCUAGGAUGGAAGGGGAUCUACAGACAUAUCAAUCUGUGCAGGAAUUAGAAAAUCAGAGUAUUCCUCUACACCAAGAUGGUUCUAACGAAGUUACUUCCCCUGGACAAAUUCAGUACACAGUUCAUUUACAUCAAGUGCACCCUGUUGAUGGAAGUAUUAUACAAGUGUUAUCACCAGAGAAACACUAUGAUAUGACAACACAAGGGAGAAUUCCUCAAAAACACCCUGACAUACAAUCAAAGAAAAACACAGGUUCAUCUUCCAAGAAGAUGGCAAAUAAACCCAGCAAAGAAAGAGAAAAGAAGUAUGUUUGCACAUAUGAUAAGUGUAAAUUUUCAACUGUGUACUUUAAAGAUCUGACUAGACACAUCCGCACACACACAGGAGAGAAGCCUUAUCGAUGUGGAAUGUGUGAGAAAAGUUUUAGUCGUGUAGAUAAAUUACGACUCCACAUUCGCCAUCAUACUGGUGAGAGACCAUUUCAGUGUGAUCUCUGUGAAUACAGAGCAGUAGAUAGAAGUACAUUGAAGAAACAUGCUAUCAUACAUACAGAUGAAAGACCUCACAUGUGUCAGCUAUGUAGUUAUUGUUGUCGAACGUCUAGCCAAUUGACAGUCCAUCUGCGUACACAUACUGGAGAUUGUCCAUUUCAAUGUCCAUGCUGCAGUUCAAAGUUCAAAAUCAAAUCAGAUUUAAGGAGACACAUGAGAACACACACUGGAGAAAAACCUUAUCAAUGUGAUAAAUGUCAAGUCAAGUGUACCACACAAGGUAACUUGCACAGCCAUAUGAAAGUCCAUCAUUCUGCUGAAAACCUGAAAUGCAGUCAUUGUUCAUAUAAAACCUCUUCAAAGCGUUCACUAUGGAAUCAUUCUAAAAUUCAUGAACCAUUUGAUCCAGACAACACUUGCCAAAUAUGUGAUUUUAAAUGUGCAAGCAAUGAAAUACUUAAAAAGCAUAUGACAAUGCAUAAGUCUGACUAUUUAAAAUGUCACCACUGUGACUUUACCACUCGACAUCAACAAAAUUUGGAACAACAUAUAAAACGUAAACAUGGAGAACAUUAUCAUGAAAACAGACCAAAACGAAACACCAGCAAUGGUAGUAGCAAGAAGUCUAAAGAUAGUUCUUCCAAGAAAGAGGUCAGGAGUGAUAAAUUAGUUUAUAGAAAGUUUCAACGUUUAUUUAAAUGUGAUCUCUGUAGUGAAUCUUUUGUACGAGAGGACUCAUUAAAAAGUCAUGUCAAGCUUCACAAAGAAUUAGCUAGUAAUAAUUUACAACUGACUACUAAGAAAGUAUUGAAACUACCUAAACAAAGUUUAAAUCCUCCAGCAAAUGAAGAAACUAGUUUCACCAUGCGCUCUGUGGCAAUGCAUGGUACUAACCAACAAGCAGAAAGUUUACCUAUGCCACCUGAUGAAGGGCAAAGGUCAGCAACACAAACUUAUAGCCAGUAUCAUCAGUAUGAUCAGGCAUCUGCUUUAGAAGAACAAACCCCUAACAGUGAUAUUUUAGAAUCAAGUUAUAGACAAGAGAGAGAUAAAAAGAUUCAAAUGACAAAUGUUGAAGAAAGAAAUUCUAGUCAAACAUACAGACGACAGUUAAAUUUUGAUUCUGGGAGAGGCAAUAAUGCAUCAAAUAAGCGUCAUUCAUUUGAAACACCAUCUGUAUCAAAGAAAGAAGUAAGCCAUCGCCGACUUUCAUUUCCAAGUGAUACUGAGCAUUCUGUUUCAAAGAGAAAUAAAAGUGUCGGUGACAGUUUAAGCAGUUCUAGUAGACCGGUUAGAGAUUUGUUACGAGAGGAAAGAGCCUCACAAAGGUCUAGUAGAGAUAUUGAAGGAUUUGAACAAGGAUUACAAUUCAUAGACAAUGCAUAUAGUAGUAGUAUUCUAAGGACAAAUAGACAGUCUAGUGGACAUGCACAGACAUUGAAUAAUCAGAGAAAUGAUGGUAAGGAAAAGGUAUCAAGACCUCAGAAAACCAAACGUUCUCAUUCUAAGGCAACUGUUGAAGGUCAUUUGAGUUCAGGGUUAAUACACAACAGUGAAUAUACCAGGAUUGUGGCAUUGAAUGAACAAAAUAGAGAGCAUGCACAACAGCAGCAAACUGUUUACCAAGUCCCCAAUAUACAAGUAGUGCAAAAUAUAUCUUUGCCUCUAGUGCAACUACCAGAUGGACAAAUUAUAAGACCACAUAUAGGGAACCAGAUUCCUCAAUUAGGACACCAGUUUAUACCGGAAAUCAAUAUAGAGCAACCGAUUGUCAGUGCUGGACUUUUAAGACAUACCAAUGAAAAUACACACACAAUUCAACUAGUAGCUCAUCCAGGUGUUGGUAUGAUGUCACCACCUGGUAACCCUACUCACUCUGUUCAAAAUGUGCCACAAGUAGUUGAGAUUGUUGAUUCUCUAGGUAAUCCAGUCUCUGCACAGUUUGUGAUUCCUACAUCCAGUGAUGAAAUACCAAAUGCAACAGUUCAGACAAUUGACAUUUCUACAAUAUCAGAUCAUGGUGGUAUGAUGGAACAAAUGUUAUCCCCACAGCAUGUUAUGACUGUUCCUGUACAAGUUGUUGAUAUGCCACAAACUAAUUGACAAUCGUUUUUAAUUGACAAUCUUAACUGUUAUUUUUAACUAGCAUGUGUCUAAAGUUAAAGAUGGUUCAACAUACCGGUAGGUAUUUAUUGAUUCAAUGAUUGAUUGUUGUUUGCUUUACGUCUAGUGGAAAAUAUUUCAUGUAUGUUCAGGACAGGAAGAAAUUAACAAAUAAGUACAAUAGGUAGGUCCUGUAAUAUGGGUCAACAUAGAUGAAGGUUUUGAAAUUUGGAAUGUCACUGAAAAAUGAGGGUAAAUUAGAUAUGAAUAGAAAUUUAGCCUUGCAACAGGCCACAUAGGGACCACUUAAACAGUUGUUGCAAGGGUUCUUUAACAUGCAGAGAGUGCAAAUCUCUACAAAAAGUGUUACUUUUGCAUAUGUUGUGAAGAUGCUAUUAACAAUUUUUAUUUAAAUGAAGAUUGAAUUAUUAGGUAAUUUUAGGUUAAUGAUAUUUGACAUUCAUUUACCAUGCUCAUUGUAUCUGAUCUAUGCUAAUUCUAUGAAGUACUUUUAUUAUAAAGUCCUGCCCCCUCCACCCCCCCAAUAAUUUAUUAUUUCAUGUGUAUGCCAAGUUUUGUGAUAGAUAAAUUGAAUAGGAUUCACAUAUAAAAAAAAAUAGUUGCUUUAGUUAUGCAAGUUGAUAUAUACAUCAUUCAUGCCCAAAAUAAAUUGUAUGCAGAUUAUUGAAGUGUUUUAGCCUGAUAGAUUGCCUUGUAAGUUCUAUCCAAGUAUCCAGACAACUUAUGACUUAUAAUAGUACAAACUAUCAAAUGAAUAUUUUUGACUCAUCUGCAAAUCAGCAACAUAUAUAUCUCAUUGUUUAUAGUUUUUAUUGUUAUUGAGCUGGUUUCAUUUUUGAAGAUUUUUGUUACAAGAUUGAAAUAUAAAACAAUUGCUGUCUUAAGAUGAGGUUAAUAUGUGGUAUUUUGACUUUUUUAAAACUUAUAUUCACUGAGACCAACUGUUUUAUUCUAUAUACCAAGACAAAAAAGGUAUUUAAUGACAAUUAUUUACCAAAACAUAUUGUACAUCAAACAUUUUACCAUUAUUAUACAAUAAUACAUGGGAUGUUUAGCGUUGUUAAUAUCACCAUACUUUAGGUGAAUACAAUUUUUAUUCAAAAGCCAAUUUGUAUUAAAAAAAGAACUUAUUAAUAAUAAAAUAAGACUUAUAAGACUUA